Molecule: messenger RNA, 686 nt
Organism: Nicotiana tabacum (common tobacco)
Lineage: Eukaryota; Viridiplantae; Streptophyta; Magnoliopsida; Solanales; Solanaceae
Source: RefSeq, a predicted model, not a curated record
UUAACAAUUUCUCACAUGGUUCUCAAGCUCCUAUGAAGUUCAUUUUGAUACGUGGCAAACAAUAUAUACAGCUUAUACAAGAAAAGAAAAAAUGGCUAACUUCAUCGCAGAUACGAGGAAUAAGAUUCAAGAUAUGUCCGAAUACCCUGUUUCAUGUGGAAAAUCUUCUAAAGAUCCACAAAGCCAAAGACCGAUGUCAAUAAUAGAUGAACCAGGACGGGCGGUGGUACUUGAACCAUCACCGAUAGAUGAACCGAGACGAGUGGUGGUACUUGAACCACCACUGAUAGAUGAACCAGGACGGGCGGUGGUACUUGAACCAUCACCGAUAGAUGAACCGAGACGAGUGGUGGUACUUGAACCACCACUGAUAGAUGAACCAGGACGGGUGGUGGUACUUGAACCACCACCGAUAUCAAUAAUAGAUGAACAAGGAAAUGCACAAGGACAAGAGCUGGUCCAAGAAGAAGAGCAAGAAGAAGGGAUCCAUGAUACAAUAGCAGAAAGAGCAACAGCUCCGCGCAAACCACCGCCACCUAAUCCUAAGACUGGUUGAUAAUACAACAAGCAUUGGAAAUUCUAAAGAUCCUUCAUUUGAAGAAACUCGUUGGCGUGCAUGGUUGUAUUCACCUAAUUUUUACUUCCCAUUUCCAUUUAAUUAUGUUGCCUUGUAUAAUUAUUAUGGA